UGACCCGUCAUAGCAAGUGCGCUACAGUAUUACUUUUUUAACGCACUUUUGAUUUAUUAUUAACCAAUUAUUGGAUAAUACCACAUUGAUAUUAUUGUUUGUAACAAUGCCUAGAUGUUUCUUAAACUCUGUAAAACCAGUACAGUUCCGUUUCUUAGAAGAAUAUGGAAAUAAUUUCAUUGAAAAUGAUUUAAAACCAGGACGAACACCAAAAUUAAUAGCUAAAAAACAAAAAACUUUACUAAAAAGCAAUGAAACUGUAUACCACGAUAAAGUUCCUAUUUCCACGCGUUUCUAUCUUCAAUUAUUAAAAAGGAGUCAAUUUCUGCAAACUUUUAUAGAAAAUGAAAGUUACGAUUAUGCAUCUGAAAGUGAAAAGGCUAUCAAUUCAUCGGAAACUAAAAAAAACAAUUGUCAAGUCAAAAAAGAUCUUGAUAAAUCUUCUACUUAUAAUCUGCGAUCAACAGAAUCGAAAGGUGAAAGAAAAAUAUUCACGGAAAGAACACGAGCGCAAAGAAAAUCAAAAAAUUCAGUUACAUCAAAUGAUAUGGAAAAUUUACCAUCGAACGAAUUAAAAGUAAAUGAAGUCAAAAAGAGAUUGAAAAAGGAACCGUUAGCACCAAUCAUAGAGGAAAUUAAGCAUAGAGAAUUUUUAAAAUGCACCAAUCGUGGUGGUACAGAGAUAGAUAAAAUAGCAGAGAAACUAAAAAACUUGGUAAAGACUAACUGUGAUGAGAAGCUGAACAAAGAAUUGCUGUAUUGCAAGGAGUCGUUUGAUGAGACCAGUCUGGAGCCAGGUUUCGAGGAGGAGACAGCUGAAGAAGAUGGUAAAGAUAAAAGUAAAGGUAACGUAGAACCACGCAGUCAUCCUAAGCUGGUAGACUGGACGGAGCGUCGUGUGCGGCCGAGCCACAUCUGUUCGUACUGCGGGAAAGGUUUCGACAGGCCGUGGGUACUGAAGGGACAUUUACGACUCCAUACAGGGGAGAGACCUUUUCCCUGUCCACAUCCAAGUUGCGGCAGGACGUUUUCUGAUAGGUCAAACCUGCGCGCCCAUCAGCGCACGCGCGGCCAUCACUCUUGGGAAUGGCGGUGUUCGGAGUGCGGGAAAGCUUUCAGUCAACGUCGUUAUCUCGAGCGACAUCGCGAUGACGCGUGUCGCAAAUACAAAAUGCAUUCCCGUAACUCGAGUAAAUUCAAUCAAGCUCAUGCCACCAAAUCCGAGGUCAAUGAUCUCUCUGAUGUUACCAUACCGGUACCAUUGUACGGCAUGAUCUGUCAUAACCGCAGUAACCAGCCCAAAUGCAGUCCUGAUGAGUUUACUAAAGAUGUCGGUGAGAGAGGACUCAAUCCUAUCGGAUGUGAUGAACCUAUAGAUCUCUCUAUUGGGAAGAGGAAUGAAUGUAUCGUCUCAAAUGCGUAGUUUAUUAAUUCAAUUUACUAAUCUGUAGUCAUAACCAUAGACUAUAGAUUCAUAAUUUUCUUUUUAAAUUUACAAUUGUUUUUUUUAUUGCAUG
This is a messenger RNA of Papilio xuthus (Asian swallowtail), 1517 nucleotides long. RefSeq names its product neurotrophin receptor-interacting factor homolog. The transcript is spliced from 5 exons. The record is from RefSeq and is a predicted model, not a curated record. NCBI's taxonomy places the organism in Eukaryota, Metazoa, Arthropoda, Insecta, Lepidoptera, Papilionidae. Bases 107 to 1423 code for a protein of 438 amino acids.